AUGCAUCAGGUGGUCGUACCCAAGAAGUCGGGGAUUCACCGUUUCGCUUGUUUGGCGCUCUAUAGAGCGCUCCUCCGACAAUGCUCCAAGUCAGCCAGCGACAAUAACGCCCCAUGGGCUCGCCCGACCAAAACUCUCGUCAGACAACGAUUCCGAAAAUACAAAAACCUCCAGAGUCCAUCGCAAGUACAAAAUGCUUUGAACGCUGGCUAUAAGACAUUUGACCUACUUGAAUCGGCUUCGAGAGGGAACGCCGAUGAUGCGCAGAAGAUCACAGAUAUCCUUGCUCAAGCUAAAGCUGCCAAGGUGGAAAAGGCAGCCAGACUAAAAGAGUACACUGAACUCAAGCCCGUACCGCCUCUCUCCCGUUUAAAGCUCCGAAAGCAAAAGUCAAUUCAAGCUCAGGAAGCCACUCAGCGCCGACAUCCAAAUGCCACACCGGUCCUUGAUCGUCCGCACCGAGUAAUUUCUGGCAAACGCAGGGUCCCUUUCCUUGUGAAUGCCCGCGGUGUACCCUUCUUGCGCUUCAAGAAACCACAGCCUCGGAAUCUCAGCGGUGUCAUCCGUAAUCUACUUGCCAAGCGCUGGCGCAAGCUCGAGACGCGCACUCGAUUGUCGGAAGAGGUUCUUUUCGCCGAAGAUGAAGAAGCAUGGGAUCGGUUGACAUUACCUACCUCGUCUAAGUCUGAAGAACCCUCUUGGUCGACGGCUAUCCAUACUUCAAUUCAAGAACUCAACCACGCGAUUCGAGUGUGGGAUGAGAGGAGAGGUGCUAUGGCUGAGAAAAUGUGGAAUGUCGUACUGCAGGAGCGGGAGUUGGCAGAGAAAGAAGAAAAGCAAAGACAAGCCGAAGAGCAAAAUCAAGUUGAUCCUAAGAACCCAACAGGGGGCAUUCCUCCUGAACAGCAAACAAACGGCUCCGGAAAGCAGAGAAAUGCCGCUGCGAAGAGCCCGAACCAAGCUGAGGCUGAAACUUUCUCGAAAAAAGCAUGA
This is a messenger RNA of Penicillium chermesinum, 993 nucleotides long. RefSeq names its product LYR motif-containing protein. Bases 1 to 993 code for a protein of 330 amino acids. Lineage: Eukaryota; Fungi; Ascomycota; Eurotiomycetes; Eurotiales; Aspergillaceae. The record is from RefSeq and is a predicted model, not a curated record. The transcript is spliced from 3 exons.